AUGGACUACGAAAAACAACAACGCCCUCAGUAUGCCAAGGGCCCAAGCUAUGGCGAAACUGAAACCUACCAUUCCACAUCUCAGGAAAGUUAUAAUUCCCCAACUCCAGCACCAACUCCUCAAGGCGCCUUCGCCCGCUUCAUUGAUUCGUUCAAACCAAUGGACUUAGAAGAAGAAGGCUAUGAUCCAAGUGAAUUAAAUCUUACGCAAAGAACAGUCAUUGCGACCUCCAAGCAUCCAUUAGCACAGAAAUUAAAAGCAAGACAUUUACAAAUGAUUGCUAUUGGUGGGUCUAUAGGUACUGGUCUAUUUGUUGGUUCUGGGUGGGCCUUAUAUGCUGGAGGACCUGGAUUUUUGCUUCUUGGGUAUUUGAUAAUUGGGUAUUGUUUAUUAUGUGUCAUGUAUGCUUUGGGUGAAUUAUCUGUCCAGUUCCCAGUUUCCGGAUCUUUUAAUGCAUUCUUUUCUAGGUUUGUUGAUCCUAGUUGGGGUUUUACUUUGGGUAUAAUGUAUGCUUGUUCUUGGAUUGUGUCAUAUCCUUCGGAAUUAAUUGCUGCAUCGAUGACUAUUGGCUAUUGGAAUAAACUGAUAAAUCCUGCUCUUUGGGUUGCGAUCUUUUAUGUGUUCAUCGCUAGUGUCAAUUUAUUUGGUGUCAAGGGUUAUGGCGAAGUUGAAUUUGUAUUAUCUAUUGUUAAGAUUAUUGCUGUUUUUGGAUUUAUCAUUUGUGGUAUUUGUGUGAUUGCUGGUGCUGGAGAUGGCGGUUAUAUAGGUGGAAAGUAUUGGCAUAAUCCAGGUGCUUUCAACAAUGGUUUAAAAGGUCUUUGUACUGUUUUUAUUACAUCUGCUUUUAGUUUUGGUGGUAUUGAAUUGGUAGCUUUAGCUGCUGCUGAAUCAGUCAAUCCAAGAAAGGCAUUACCUAAAGCUACUAAGCAAGUUUUCUGGAGAAUCUUUCUUUUCUAUAUUUUAACUGCAAUUGUCAUUGGUAGUUUAGUUCCAUACACAAAUCCUGAUUUACUUAGUGGUGAUGGACCAACAGCAUCACCAUUUGUUAUUGCUCUUUAUGAAGCAGGUAUUAAAGUUGCGCCCAGUAUUAUGAACGGAACCAUUCUUGCAGCUGUUGUGUCAGUUGGUAAUUCUUCGGUCUAUGGGUCUCUGAGAACAUUGUGUUCUUUAGCAGCACAAGGGUUAUUGCCUAAAAUUGUAGCCUAUGUUGACAAACGUGGGAGACCACUCGUUGCUAUCAUGAUUUCAAAUGCAGUUGGAUUAUUAGGAUUUUUGGUUGUUAAUGAAAAUCAAGGGGAAGUCUUUACUUGGUUUUAUUCUGUAUGUUCAUUAUCUGCUUUCUUUACUUGGGGAUUCAUCUGUUUCACCCAUAUUAGAUGGAGGCUGGCUCUUAACGCACAAGGUAGAACUUUAGAUGAAGUUGCCUUUGUUUCUCCAUUCGGUAUUGUUGGCUCCUAUAGUGGUAUGUUAAUUUUGGCAUUUGUAAUAGGAGGUGAGAUUUGGACGGCAAUUUAUCCAAUUGGAUCAGAUACACCCCAAAUUGUUACAUUCUUUCAAUAUUGUCUUUCUUUACCAUUGUUGCUUAUUAUUUUUGCCAUUCAUAAAACUGUGUGUGGUUGGAGAUCAUUUAUGGUAAGUUUGGAAGAUAUUGAUUUGGAUACUGGGAGAAGAGAUGUUGAUAUUCAACAACUUAGAUUUGAAAUUGCUGAGGAGAAGCGACUUUUGCAAGAAAGGUCAAUCUUUUAUAGAAUUUACAACUUCUUUUGUUAA
Molecule: messenger RNA, 1770 nt
Organism: Hemisphaericaspora subhashii
Lineage: Eukaryota; Fungi; Ascomycota; Pichiomycetes; Serinales; Debaryomycetaceae
Exons: 1
Coding region: 1-1770 (589 amino acids)
Biological process (GO): amino acid transmembrane transport
Cellular component (GO): membrane
Molecular function (GO): amino acid transmembrane transporter activity
Source: RefSeq, a predicted model, not a curated record